AUGGCGGGUGCCACAACUGACCAUGGCCAAGGCCGUGCAGCGCGUAAACCUUCCGUUGAUCUGAUCAAUGAGAACGAAAGCGCGUCCACCAUCCGGGGAGACGAGUCUCCUCCCAAACAAAGCAAACAACCCAGCGCGACCCAAAGCACCCCCGAAAGUAUGAACGACGGCUGGAGUCUUCUUUCAGAAGUCAAACAGCGACACCAACGCGACCUGGAUUCUGGCUUCAAGAAUAAGCAUCUAGGCGUCACUUGGCAAAACCUCAAUGUCGAAGUCAUCAGUGCCGAGGCUGCUGUUCAGGAGAACGUGCUCUCGCAGUUCAACAUCCCAACCAAGAUCCGUGAGUCUCGGAACAAGCCAGCUCUGCGCACCAUUCUCCACAACAGCCAUGGGUGUGUUAAGCCCGGUGAAAUGCUCCUCGUUCUCGGCCGUCCUGGAUCCGGCUGUACCACCCUCUUGAAGAUGCUCGCCAAUCACCGUGCCGGGUACAAGUCGAUUCAAGGUGACAUCCAUUACGGCUCCAUGGAUGCCCAGGAGGCCAAGCAGUUCCGCGGCGAGAUCGUCAUGAACACUGAGGAAGAGCUCUUCUUCCCUACUCUUUACUCAUCCCGUCUGGAAUCCAAGAAAUUCCUUCUCGAAGCCUUGAACAUUCCCCACACCACCGACACCAAGGUUGGGGAUGAAUAUGUGCGUGGUGUCUCCGGGGGUGAACGGAAGCGAGUAUCGAUCGCCGAAACAUUUGCGACUCGUGGAUCUGUGUUCUGCUGGGAUAACAGCACCCGUGGACUGGAUGCAAGCACAGCCCUGGAGUGGACCAAGAUUGUUCGUGGUCUGACCGACACCCUUGGUCUCACCUCUAUCGUCACUCUCUACCAAGCUGGUAAUGGUAUCUAUGAACUUUUCGACAAGGUGCUUGUUCUCGACGAGGGAGAGCAGGUAUACUAUGGGCCCAGGGCCGAAGCCCGCCCUUUCAUGGAAGAGGCCGGCUUCGUUUGCCGUGAGGGCUCUAAUGUUGCUGACUUCCUCACCGGUGUGACUGUUCCACACGAGCGUCGCAUCCGUGAUGGCUACGAGAACCAAUUUCCACGGAACAAGGCUGCGCUACGAGAGCUCUAUGAGAAUUCGCCUAUUCAUGAACGCAUGAUCGCCGAAUACGGCUACCCGACUGAGGAUGCCACUCGAGAGCGCACUGAGGAAUUCAAAAAAGCAGUGGCUUUCGAGACUUCCAAGCGUCUUCCCAAGGGUAGCCCCUUCACAGUUGGGCUUCCUGAACAGGUCAAGGCUUGUGUCAUUCGUCAGUACCAGAUUCUCUGGGGAGAUAGGGCUUCUUUCACUGUCAAGCAAGUUGCGACUUUGAUGCAAGCCUUGAUUGCCGGAUCACUCUUCUACUCUGCCCCUAACAACUCUGCCGGUCUGUUUGUCAAAUCCGGCGCAUUGUUCUUCUCGCUCCUGUACAACAGUCUGUUAGCCAUGUCGGAGGUCACAGAUUCCUUCAGUGGUCGUCCUGUUUUGAUCAAGCACAAGGCUUUCGCAUACUUCCACCCCGCGGCAUUUUGUUUUGCUCAGAUCGCAGCCGACAUUCCUGUUCUCCUGUUCCAAGUUAGCAUGUUCUCGGUGGUCGUCUACUUCAUGGUUGGCCUCACCAUGUCUGCUGGAGCGUUCUUCACUUACUGGAUUCUGGUGUUCUCCAACGCAAUGACCAUGACUGCCUUGUUUCGUGCAGUCGGUGCCCUCUUUUCGACUUUCGAUGGAGCUUCAAAGGUUUCUGGAUUUCUCAUCGCAGCUCUGAUCAUGUAUACCGGUUACAUGAUUCACAAGCCAGAGAUGCAUCCGUGGUUUGUCUGGAUCUACUGGAUUGACCCUCUCGCAUACGGAUUUGAGGCGCUCCUCUCGAACGAGUUUCACUCCAAAAUCAUCCCCUGCGUUUUCAACAACCUGAUCCCCCACGGUCCCGGAUAUGAUAAUUUGGCCCAUGCGGCUUGCUCGGGUGUUGGUGGGGCUUCUCCUGAUGCUACAUCACUCACUGGCGAUCAGUACCUGGCGUCUCUUUCCUACAGCCACUCCCACCUCUGGCGCAAUUUCGGUAUCAACUGGGCUUGGUGGGCUCUUUUCGUUGCAGUAACGGUUCUUGCCACAAGUCGAUGGAAGAACCCCGGUGACGACGGAAGUACCUUGGUCAUUCCCCGUGAGCGCUUAGGGAAGCAUCUUCAGAAUAUCAAGGCCGAUGAAGAGUCUCAGUUCGAUGAGAAGUCUCAGAAACCAUCGAAUGGGGAUGCCAAGGAUACCCAGCAUAUUGACAACCAGCUCAUUCGUAAUACCUCUGUCUUCACGUGGAAGGAUCUAACCUAUACCGUUAAGACCCCCCUAGGUGAUCGUGUUCUUCUCGACAAAGUAUUUGGAUGGGUCAAACCCGGCAUGCUCGGUGCUCUGAUGGGAUCUUCCGGUGCGGGAAAGACUACCCUGCUUGAUGUUCUUGCUCAACGAAAGACCUCCGGGACAAUCACGGGUUCCAUCAAGGUUGACGGCCGAGACCUACCUGUGAUGUUCCAGCGCUCUGCCGGAUACUGUGAGCAACUCGAUGUGCUGGAGCCCUUUGACACCGUCCGUGAAGCCCUCCAAGACUCCGCUGCACUUCGUCAACCUCGCGAAACUCCUCUGAGUGAGAAGCUGGAAUACGUGGAGACCAUCAUUGACCUUCUGGAACUCCACGAUAUCGCAGAUACCCUCAUUGGCCGCACAGGGGCUGGGCUGAGUGUGGAACAACGGAAGCGUGUUACUAUUGGAGUUGAGCUAGUCGCCAAGCCGAGUAUCCUAAUCUUCUUGGAUGAGCCAACCUCCGGUCUCGAUGGACAGUCUGCCUUCAACACGGUUCGCUUCUUGCGAAAGCUAGCGGAUGUUGGCCAAGCCGUUCUUGUCACCAUUCACCAGCCUUCUGCCCAGCUUUUUGCCGAGUUUGACACAUUGCUUCUGCUCGCUGCUGGUGGAAAGACUGUUUACUUUGGUGAAAUUGGCGACAACGGUCGAACCGUGAAGGACUACUUUGCCAAGUAUGGAGCCCCUUGCCCGGUCAACUCUAACCCCGCCGAGCACAUGAUCGAUGUGGUCUCUGGCCACCUGAGUCGAGGAAAGGAUUGGAGUGAAGUGUGGCUCAAGUCUCCCGAGUGCGAGAAGGCCGUCCAAGAACUUGAUGAAAUCAUCGAAACCGCUGCUUCGAAGCCGCCAGGUUUUGUUGACGAUGGCCUUGAAUUCGCAUCCCCACUCACGUACCAGACCAAGGUUAUCACUACCCGCAUGAGCCGUUCGCUCUUCCGGAACACCGACUAUGUCAUGAACAAGGUUGCUCUCCACAUCGGAUCCGCGCUUUUCAACGGUUUCUCUUUCUGGAUGAUUGGUGACAGCGUUGGAGACAUGCAGCUUCGUCUCUUUACCAUCUUCAAUUUCAUCUUUGUUGCCCCCGGUGUCCUCGCCCAGCUACAGCCCCUCUUCAUCGAGCGUCGCUCCAUCUACGAGCAACGUGAGAAGAAGUCGAAGAUGUACUCUUGGAAGGCAUUUGUCACCGCUUUGAUCGUGUCCGAGAUCCCAUACCUUUGCAUCUGUGGUGUCCUGUACUAUGUUUGCUGGUAUUACACCGUGGGUUUCCCCACGGACUCGAACAAGGCGGGCGCGACUUUCCUGAUCAUGCUUCUGUAUGAGUUCGUGUACACCGGUAUCGGUCAGUUCGUGGCUGCGUACGCACCCAAUGCGGUCUUUGCUUCUCUCAUCAACCCUCUGAUUAUCGGUACCUUGGUCUCUUUCUGUGGUGUCUUGGUGCCAUACAGCCAAAUCCAAGCAUUCUGGCGGUACUGGAUCUACUGGAUGAAUCCGUUCAACUACCUCAUUGGUGGUAUGCUCGUUUUCACCGUCUGGGACACCGACAUCCAUUGCAAAGAGAGCGAAUAUGCCAUUUUCAGUCCUCCGAACGGAUCGACCUGCGGCGACUACCUGGCCAACUACCUGCGUGGCAUGGGUGCCAGUGCCCACCUGGUCAAUCCAGAGUCUACUGACAAGUGCAAGGUCUGCGAGUACACCCACGGAAGUGACUAUCUCAAGACACUCAACCUCAAAGCGUACUACUACGGAUGGCGCGAUAUAGGGAUCGUCGCUAUCUUCGCCCUCAGCUCGUACGCGCUCGUCUACCUUCUCAUGAAGCUACGUACCAAGGCGUCAAAGAAGGCUGAGUGA
This is a messenger RNA of Penicillium chermesinum, 4221 nucleotides long. Its product is annotated as putative ABC multidrug transporter. NCBI's taxonomy places the organism in Eukaryota, Fungi, Ascomycota, Eurotiomycetes, Eurotiales, Aspergillaceae. Gene Ontology annotation, cellular component: membrane. Bases 1 to 4221 code for a protein of 1406 amino acids. The record is from RefSeq and is a predicted model, not a curated record. The transcript is spliced from 3 exons. Gene Ontology annotation, molecular function: ATP binding; ABC-type transporter activity; ATP hydrolysis activity. Gene Ontology annotation, biological process: transmembrane transport.